AUGGUUUCAUCUGUAUUCGACCCCCUGGGAUUUCUGGCGCCACUCAUUCUGCGAGGAAAAAUGAUCCUCCAGCAACUUUGCAGAAACAACACCGACUGGCACCAGCCACUACCCGAUGAACUAAGACCACAGUGGGAGGACUGGAGGCAGGACCUUCACAACCUCAGCAACCUCAAUAUCCAAAGAUGCUACAAGCCCCCUGAAUUUGGUACUGUCAAGUUUGCUGAGCUACAUCACUUUUCAGACGCAUCCCUCUCAGGAUACGGACAGUGCUCAUAUUUGAGGCAAGUAGACAUGCAGGGCCAGGUUUACUGCUCCUUUGUGAUGGCGAAAGCUCGUGUAGCCCCACUUAAAACGGUUACAAUAACUAGGUUAGAGCUGCAGGCUGCAGUGGUGUCAGUGAACCAUGAACUGGCCAACUCUGGGCUGAAGAACAUUUUUUGGACAUACUCCAAGGUUGUCCUCAGAUAUAUAAAAAAUGAAGCCCGUAGGUUUCACAUCUUUGUGGCAAAUAGAAUCCAGCGGAUCCAUGAAUCAUCAAGCCCAGACCAAUGGAGGUAUGUGUCGACAAACGAGAAUCCGGCAGAUUUUGCUUCCAGAGGCUUAAAAGCCAAUGAGCUGACGACCUCCAAUUGGUUCCAAGGACCACCAUUUCUGUGGAAAGAAGAUAUCCCUGGUGAAAGUACCAGUUCACUGCUCAUCACAUCAGACGACCCGAAAGUCAAAAGGGUCCAGGUCUUGGCCACUGGAGCGAUAGAGAAAACUGCCCUCCAAGAUAAAUUCACCAAGUACUCUGAUUGGUCUAGACUGCAGUCCGCGGUCUCUGUACUCCUAAAGUGCUGUGCAAGGAAAUCUCUGGAAGCUGAGAUUAAACCCCCACACGCUCGCGACGGAGCGACAAGAACAAUCAUAUGCAUGGUCUAA
Molecule: messenger RNA, 924 nt
Organism: Lineus longissimus
Lineage: Eukaryota; Metazoa; Nemertea; Pilidiophora; Heteronemertea; Lineidae
Exons: 1
Coding region: 1-924 (307 amino acids)
Source: RefSeq, a predicted model, not a curated record